AAUGAUGAAAAGCUAGAGCUCUCCGCACCGCUGGAUGGCCAUCGAUUAGGCAUCGUUUCAGUUGACAUCAACAAAGCCGGUACUAUAGCUGCCUCAGCCAGUCUUGACAACCAGGCAAAAUCACAAAAACUCCUGAGUGUAUUUGAAGGGGAGCCCGCGGAGACGUGGUCAGUAGCCUUCUCUCCCGAUUCGCGGUUCGUUGCUACAGGCAGUAAUGCCGGCACCAUCCACGUUAUCGGCGUUGAGUCGCACAAGCAGGAGAGUUCCAUCGCUCUGGAUGGCAAAUUCAUCUACUGUCUCGCCUAUGUGAGUUUGGGUAGGUCAACCAACUUAUUGGGUCUUCGAUCUCAGGCGAAUGGAAGACUUCAACCAGAGGGCAUUAUCGUUUUAUUAACAUCUUCGCUUUUUCCUUCUAACCACUAUGUCCCAUUCUAUGCUCAAGCUGCUGAGCGUUUCGUAGAGCAAUCCUUGGGCGAAAGAUUUAUGAGACUUUACGGUGCGGAUAAAAGUCCAGACGGUGCACGUAUAGCAGCCGGAUCAAUAACUGGGAUUGUGAGUAUUGUGGAUCUGCGUUCGGGGGCAAUUCUUCCACUGGACGGCCAUGCCACUCCUGUUCGCUCUGUUGCUUUCUCACAUGACGGUCGUCUUGUAGCUUCCACAGCUGAUGACAAGUUGAUUCGCAUCUAUGACGCUCGUGACGGCCGCCUUGUUGUUUCCAGCCUUCAAGGACAUUCCUCUUGGGUAGUAUCCUCCACCUUCAGUCCCGACAGUAAGCGUUUGGCCACUGCUUCCGCCGACAGGACUGUUCGAAUUUGGGAUAUCGCUGCGAAAGCUGAAGAAUAUCAAUCUAGCAGCCACGAGGAUCAGGUUUGGUCGGUACGUUACAACAACGAUGGCAGCAGACUUCUCUCGGUGGGGGGUGAUGGAAGUAUCGUUGUGUACUCUUGCCCAUGA
Rodentolepis nana is the source of this 954-nucleotide messenger RNA. The record is from the annotation of a GenBank genome assembly. Lineage: Eukaryota; Metazoa; Platyhelminthes; Cestoda; Cyclophyllidea; Hymenolepididae.